UAAUGAAAGUUCAUAUCUCUUUGUGGAGUUUUGUCAGUUACAGGGAGUAUUGGAAGUCUGGAGAGAGGCGAUGGGAAGUUCAGAGUGAUUUGUACAUCUACUGGAGGUAGACCACUGACAAUGUCUGUCACUGGACCAUCUGGUGUUGUGGAGGACAUGAAGAACAUUACUGGAAAGGGAGGUGUUGAGUGGGUAGGUAAUGAUACUUAUUCAGCAGAGGUUAUCAAGACAAAUGGAACUCAUGGAGAUGUGUAUGGUUGUAUGGCAUCUAAUGGAGUGUCUAAUGCUUCACACAGUUUCUCUCUGAAAGUUGCUGGGAGUCCAACUAUACUGUUAGUAGUACAGACAUCAGCUACGUCAGUGAUAGUGGAGUGGAGUCAGCCAUCAGGAGGAGCCACAGUGACUGGAUACGUAGUACACUACAGUGACGGAGACAAUAUGAGCAAUAUGACCGAGUGUAACAUAACUGAAAAUAACAUGACUGAUAGUAACAUCACUAAGAGGCAAAAAAACAAAACACCAAAA
Molecule: messenger RNA, 525 nt
Organism: Geodia barretti
Lineage: Eukaryota; Metazoa; Porifera; Demospongiae; Tetractinellida; Geodiidae
Source: the annotation of a GenBank genome assembly